Prosopis cineraria is the source of this 796-nucleotide messenger RNA. Its product is annotated as 16 kDa phloem protein 1. The transcript is spliced from 5 exons. Bases 167 to 631 code for a protein of 154 amino acids. NCBI's taxonomy places the organism in Eukaryota, Viridiplantae, Streptophyta, Magnoliopsida, Fabales, Fabaceae. The record is from RefSeq and is a predicted model, not a curated record.
GUUCCGAACCAACGUGAAAACCAGGAAUGAGUUAGGCGACGACCUUUCGCUGGUUUUCGUCUCUUGUUGCUAUAAAUUGUCAUCGAAGGCAUCAUCGGCUAGUUCUCACUUCUCCCCGCGUUGUUUACUUCUUCUAAGAGCUCCAAAGGACACGUCACACAAAGAAAUGGCGAUCGGAUUCAUGGAGGUGCUUGUUGUGAAAGCUAAGGGCCUUCCUCUGUCAGAUCUCUUCGCUCGUAUCGAUCCCUACGUUCUGAUACAAUACAAAGGCCAAGAGCGCCAGACUAGUGUAGUCCAUGAGGGAGGUAGCAAUCCAGUGUGGAACGAGAAAUUUGUAUUCAGUGCAGAAUAUCCUGGAUCAGGCGACCAAUUCAAGCUCAGCUUUAAAAUCAAGGACAAGGACUUUUUUUCUUCUGAUGACUUCCUUGGCCAAGCCGAAAUAUAUGUGGAGGAUUUGUUGGCUGUAGGAGCAGAGAAUGGAAGAGCUGAGCUUCAUCCUCGCAAGUAUAGAGUGGUUGGUGUAGAUCAAUCUUACUGUGGAGAAAUUGAAGUUGGUGUAACUUUCACCCUUAAGGAAGAAGACGACUAUCUUGACAAAGACAUUGGAGGAUGGAAGGAAAGCGACUGCUAGUAAUCAUGUUCAUCAGAUGUAUAUUUUAGAAUUUAAUCUUAUGAAAAUGUUAAGAGUUUGAAGAGAAAGGGGGGAUUAAUUAACUUUAUGUACUCUUAAUCUUUGUAUUACUUUAUAUUAAUUUCACAGUUUGAAAAGAUCUUUAACGCAUUAAUGUUGGAGCAA